Molecule: messenger RNA, 1038 nt
Organism: Pseudozyma hubeiensis SY62
Lineage: Eukaryota; Fungi; Basidiomycota; Ustilaginomycetes; Ustilaginales; Ustilaginaceae
Product: potential glutaredoxin
Exons: 1
Coding region: 1-1038 (345 amino acids)
Biological process (GO): cellular response to oxidative stress
Cellular component (GO): nucleus; cytoplasm
Molecular function (GO): glutathione disulfide oxidoreductase activity
Source: RefSeq, a predicted model, not a curated record
AUGUCAGCAGCAGAAUCAAAGGAGCGCUUGGUGCACGACCUCGAGUCUGGCCUGGCUGCACCGGCAACUCGCACGCCCUCGCUAUGUCUGCCACCGCUGGCACUGCUUCGACGCAAAAAGCUGUUGGUGCUGCUUCUGGUGGUACCUACGAUCUACUUGAUGCUGAUCUACAACGGCGAUGUGGGCUCACCACUCGAAUCGGAUCCGGCGAAGCAUAUGCUCGGUGCACUCCACCAAGCGUCGCCCGCGAUCAACGAUCUAGCUGGCAAGCUGGUUGGAAGUGGACAUGCCCUCAAUGAUGCGCACCUCGACUCGGACGGUCACUUGCACAAUGCGUUGCUCGACAACAUGCACAUCGAGGGUACUGCCGAGCUCACGCAACUCAAGGACAAGCUCGAGUCUGGCACAACGACGUCGAACGCGCAGCUGUCGUCACUGCAGGUCAGCGAGAUGACCAAGUACAGCGUCAAGGACGAAAGCGUCAUGCUCUUGCUGCUAGCACUCAAGAGCAAAGCGUACGCGGUGCAGGACGACUGGCAAGACGUCUACUUUGACCGCACACCUUUGCAAGCAGGGCUGUUUGCAACACUCAACUCGGGACCCACGAACAAGUUUACGCAGUUGCUUGCUCAGGUAGGCCUGCCCAAGCUGAACGAGACCACUGCAGACACAUCGCCCUCGUCGGCCAAGUUUUCCAUCCUGAACGACGCCCAUCAGCUGUACAGCCUGUCGCGCCAGGAUUGGGUCGAUCGCGUGCGUCCAUCGCUGGGCCUAACCGUGUUCAGCAAGAGCUACUGCCCCUUUUCCAAAAAAGCCAAAGCACUGCUCACUUCGCUCAAUGCCACUUACACGGCGUACGAGGUGGACCUUCGACCCGACGCUCACCACCUCCAACCGCUGUUGGCCAAAUUGACAGGUCACAGAACAUUCCCCACGAUUUUGGUGAAAGAUCGACUGUUGGGUGGCAACGACGAUCUGCAGGAUCUGCAUUCGAUCCAUGCGCUCAAGAGUAUACUCGAGUCGGUUCAUGCAUUGUAA